Molecule: messenger RNA, 2839 nt
Organism: Ostrea edulis (European flat oyster)
Lineage: Eukaryota; Metazoa; Mollusca; Bivalvia; Ostreida; Ostreidae
Product: heat shock protein HSP 90-beta-like
Exons: 9
Coding region: 320-2485 (721 amino acids)
Biological process (GO): protein folding; cellular response to heat; protein stabilization
Cellular component (GO): perinuclear region of cytoplasm; protein-containing complex; cytosol
Molecular function (GO): ATP binding; disordered domain specific binding; ATP hydrolysis activity
Source: RefSeq, a predicted model, not a curated record
ACACUGUAGCGUAACGCCCUCUGGUGAGAGAUUGACGAAGCGAGGUCAACUAAGGUACUAGCGAUCGUAAACCAUUUGGGCUAGCGGAAGGUUAAUUACCGCUUACGGAAAUGGCCGAGUUGAUACGAUUAGGAGCAUUAACGGUAGCCUAGGUCACGCAAGCCGUUUGACUUCCCACUUGUCGCGUAGAACACUGCAUUGACAAACGUGUUUUUCAUUGAUAUAUCACACCGCUUCACUCACUACCUCCAUAGUCAACGUGAGUUGCAGCCGGCGAAAGAAGGAACGAUCUUCCUCCUAACAAAGAAAUCAAUUCAAGAUGCCAGAGCCAGAUCAGAUGGAAGAUGGUGAAGUUGAGACCUUUGCCUUCCAAGCUGAAAUUGCUCAGUUGAUGAGCUUGAUCAUCAAUACAUUCUACUCAAACAAAGAAAUUUUUUUGAGAGAGUUGAUUUCCAAUGCCUCCGAUGCCCUUGACAAAAUCCGCUAUGAAAGUCUUACGGAUCCCUCAAGAUUGGACUCUGGAAAGGACUUGGAAAUCCGCAUUGUUCCAGACAAAGAAAGCAAGACCCUAACCCUCUAUGACACAGGAAUCGGAAUGACAAAGGCUGAUCUUGUGAAUAAUCUGGGAACCAUUGCCAAAUCUGGAACCAAAGCAUUCAUGGAAGCUCUGCAGGCUGGAGCCGACAUUUCCAUGAUUGGUCAGUUUGGUGUGGGUUUCUACUCUGCAUACCUGGUAGCAGACCGAGUUGUGGUGGAGACGAAGAACAAUGAUGAUGAACAAUACAUCUGGGAAUCGUCUGCAGGUGGUUCCUUCACUGUCAGAACUGCAACAGAUAAUACUAUGGGUCGUGGAACUAAGAUCACUUUGUUCCUGAAAGAAGACCAGGUUGAAUAUAUUGAGGAGAAAAGAGUCAAAGAAGUGGUUAAGAAACACAGUCAGUUUAUUGGGUAUCCAAUCAAGCUGUUGGUGGAGAAAGAACGUGACAAGGAAGUGUCUGAUGAUGAAGAGGAGGAGGAGAAAAAAGAAGAUAAGGCAGAAGAGGAGGAAGACAAGCCCAAGGUGGAAGAUCUAGAUGAGGAUGAAGAGGAUGACAACAAAGACAAAGAUAAGAAGAAAAAGAAAAAGAUCAAAGAGAAAUACACUGAAGAUGAGGAAUUGAACAAAACGAAGCCCAUCUGGACCAGGAACCCAGAUGACAUUACCCAGGAAGAAUAUGGCGAGUUUUACAAAUCCCUAACCAAUGACUGGGAGGACCAUUUGGCUGUAAAGCACUUCUCAGUAGAGGGACAGUUGGAGUUCCGGGCAUUGUUGUUUAUCCCAAGGAGAGCUCCAUUUGACUUGUUUGAGAACAAAAAGAAAAAGAACAACAUAAAGUUGUAUGUGCGUCGAGUGUUUAUCAUGGACAACUGUGAAGAGCUGAUCCCCGAGUAUCUGAACUUUGUGAGAGGUGUGGUAGAUUCUGAGGAUCUGCCACUGAACAUUUCAAGAGAAAUGCUGCAACAGAGCAAAAUUCUCAAAGUGAUUAGAAAAAAUCUUGUGAAAAAAUGCAUGGAACUGAUUGAAGACCUCACAGAAGACAAAGACAACUAUAAGAAACUAUAUGAACAGUUUGCCAAAAACCUGAAGCUUGGUAUCCAUGAGGACUCCACAAAUAGGAAGAAGAUUGCAGAUUUCUUAAGGUAUUACUCUUCACAGUCUGGAGAUGAAAUGACAUCCCUGAAAGAGUAUGUCUCCAGAAUGAAGGAAAAUCAGAAAUCCAUCUACUACAUCACUGGAGAAAGCAGGGAGGUUGUUCAGAACUCGGCAUUUGUGGAACGGGUCAAAAAGAGAGGAAUGGAAGUGAUUUACAUGGUUGACCCAAUAGAUGAGUACGCAGUACAACAGCUGAAGGAGUAUGAUGGAAAGUCAUUAGUGAAUGUCACAAAAGAGGGUCUGGAACUUCCUGAGGAUGAGGAGGAGAAAAAGCGAUUUGAGGAACAAAAGGCUGAAUAUGAGGGACUGUGUAAAGUUAUGAAAGAAAUCCUCGACAAAAAAGUGGAGAAGGUAGCAGUAUCCAACCGUCUUGUGACAUCGCCCUGCUGUAUCGUAACUAGUCAGUAUGGUUGGUCAGCCAACAUGGAGAGAAUCAUGAAGGCCCAGGCACUGCGCGACUCCAGCACAAUGGGAUACAUGGCAGCCAAAAAGCACCUCGAGAUUAACCCUGAUCAUUCCAUCAUUAAAUCUCUGAAAGAUAAAGCUGAAGCGGAUAAGAAUGACAAAUCUGUAAAGGACUUGGUUAUGCUGUUGUUUGAAACCUCUCUUCUGGCAUCUGGAUUCAGCCUUGAAGAGCCUGGAACUCACGCUAGCCGCAUCCAUAGAAUGAUCAAACUUGGCUUAGGAAUCGAUGAAGAUGAGACACCAGAACAACAAGAGACUACCACAGAGGAUAUGCCACCACUGGAAGGUGAUGAAGAUGAUGCUUCAAGAAUGGAGGAAGUGGACUGAAAUGUGAAAGAAUGUGUGAAGAGAGACCGUGUGUUUAUAACAUUUAAUACAGUGGGAUCUGAAUACUUCUGUCCAAUAUGUGAUCUAUUGGAAAAUGAAGUAUCCACUUAAACAAUGACAAUAGUUUACCUCCCAUAGAUGAAUCACUUCUGACAAAGUGCAUUUAAAGUUUGUAUUAUCAGUUGCUCUCAGUGUUUAGAUUCCCAUUAUCAUGUGAUGUGAAACAUCUAUAUUAGCAAGAAAAUCACAACAAUUCUUUAAUAUCAGUUCAUCAUUAUCAGUUCCAUUUUUUGUAUGUUCAACAUUUGUCAUUUAGAUGCACUUUGUACAUCUAUUAAAUAAAUGUGAAUAAAA